UAGGGAGAGAAAGCGAGGUCUUUCUUUGUGAUUUGAAUUUAGAAAGGGAGAGCGUUUCUAGUGAGAGAGUGGAAAGGAGCCAACAUAAAAAUACUUGUCUCUCAGAGAGACAAAGAAGAGCAGCUCUGAUCGAAGCAUUUAUAUCUAUUUGCUCUUAAAGAGACGAAAGCGAGGCUUCAACCUUAAUUCAUUUUUUUACACUUGCAAAUAUAUAUGUUCACAGAUUGAUAGAUAAAGAACUCAGCUACUGGUGGAACCUGGUUUGGCUUUAAACGGAAUAUGAACGGAAUGGGAAGGCAAGGACAGAGAUCUGGAGCAACGGCGGUGCAUCACCAGAGACAAUUCUCUGAUAAUUUUUUGGAUACUUCUUCCAAUGGUAGAUGGCUUCAAUCUGCUGGUCUUCAACACCUCCAAAAUUCUUCUGCUUCUUCUAUUCCUCAUCUUCAGGACUAUAAUUUCUAUGGUGGUGUUGGUGGAGGAGAAUUAGGGCAGGGGAUGAGAAUGUAUCGGAAUGCCCAGAGGAGUUCUAAUGUAACGAAUGAGUUUUAUGCAGAGCCUACAACUCCUCCUGCCAGUUCACGGCCAUCUAGCCAGAGGAAGAAUGGCGAAGAAUCUCCAAAUGUGUUCAGUCCUGGGCUCUUGGAUCUGCAAUCCUUUGAUACCGAAUUGCUUUCUGAGAUGACAGUUCCUGGCCUGUAUGAUAGUUCCUCCUUGUUUCAUCCUGUUAGAGGUAGAAGCUUUGAUGGCUCUGAACCUUUUAUUUCAACCAACAAGCAGACUGGUAGAGCUGUUUUACCAGAUAACAAUCUCCUGAAGAGCUUUCCUGCAGACAAAGAGAAAACCAGUUCUGUUGCAAAGAUUAAAGUUGUGGUGCGGAAGAGACCAUUGAAUAAAAAGGAGCUGGCAAAAAAUGAAGAAGAUAUAAUUGAAACAUAUUCCAAUGCUCUAACGGUCCAUGAGACCAAGCUCAAGGUUGAUCUAACAGAAUAUGUUGAGAAGCAUGAAUUUGUCUUUGAUGCGGUGCUGAAUGAGGAAGUCUCAAAUGAUGAGGUAUAUCGAGAGACAGUAGAGCCCAUAGUUCCAAUUAUUUUUGAACGGACAAAAGCAACUUGUUUUGCAUAUGGGCAAACAGGAAGUGGGAAAACCUAUACUAUGAAUCCAUUACCUCUCAAGGCUUCACGAGAUAUAUUGAGGUUGAUGCAUCACACUUACAGGAAUCAAGGAUUUCAGCUAUUUGUCAGUUUCUUCGAAAUAUACGGGGGAAAACUAUUUGAUCUUCUCAGUGAUCGGAAAAAACUUUGCAUGAGAGAGGAUGGCAAGCAGCAAGUUUGCAUUGUUGGUUUGCAAGAGUAUGAAGUAUCAGAUGUAGAGAGUAUUAAGGACCUCAUUGAGAAAGGAAAUGCCACUAGAAGUACUGGCACGACGGGUGCAAAUGAGGAAUCCUCUCGUUCACAUGCCAUACUUCAACUUGCUAUCAAGAGGUCAAUUGAUGGCACCGAGUCCAAGCCACCACGUCUAGUGGGCAAACUGUCCUUUAUAGAUCUUGCAGGAAGUGAACGUGGUGCAGAUACAACGGACAAUGAUAAACAAACAAGAAUGGAAGGUGCAGAGAUCAACAAGUCGUUACUUGCGUUGAAGGAAUGCAUUAGGGCUCUUGACAAUGACAAGAGUCAUAUUCCUUUCAGAGGCAGCAAAUUGACUGAGGUUCUCAGGGAUUCUUUUGUUGGCAAUUCCCGCACUGUCAUGAUAUCCUGCAUUUCACCAAGCUCAGGAUCAUGUGAACAUACUCUUAACACUUUAAGAUAUGCUGACAGGGUCAAGAGCCUUUCAAAAGGAAAUGCUCCAAAGAAGGACAUAUUAUCUUCAACCUUAAAUCUGAAGGAAUCAACUACUAUGCCCUUAUCCUCAGGUUUACCUGCUACAUCUAUCUUUGAGGAUGAGAUAACUGAUGCAUGGGCAGAAGAAGAUGAAAGAGAUGAUUUUGAUGCAUCUGAGGAUUCAUACGAACAAGAGAAACCAACACGGAAGGAGAAUGUGAAGGUUGAAUCAUAUAAUCUAUCUACUUCAGAGGAUAAAAUACGGAAACCCAAUGGUCAGACCAAAUGGAAGGAUCUGUCAAAAUCUGAUCUUAAGAACUCAUAUUCAGAUGAUUUAAAUGCUUUGCUACAGGAAGAGGAGGAUCUCGUAAAUGCUCACAGAGAAAAGGUGGAGGAAACCAUGAACAUUGUUAGAGAGGAGAUGAACCUCUUGGUUGAGGCUGACCAACCAGGGAAUCAGCUCGACAAUUAUAUUACUAGAUUGAAUGCUAUUCUUUCUCAGAAGGCUGCAGGAAUACUCCAAUUACAAAACCGUUUGGCACAUUUUCAGAAGCGUUUGAAGGAGCAUAAUGUUUUAGUAUCUUCUUCAGCGUACUAGUCUAUAGGAAAUGGACAUCUAAGAAAUGGUAAAAGGUUACCUCUUUGAUAGUCGGUUGCAAGAUUUUUGGCUUCGAUUUGGGUAAUAAUUUCGAAGAGUUUUAUUCUGUUGAUUUACUGGCCAUUACGCAUUUCUUGUAUUCUUUAUUUGGUUUGAGGGCUUGGAGAUUGAUGGAUAUCCUUCUUUGUUUUCACAUUAUAGUACCUGCCUAUUUGCUCAAGAAGUAGGCAAGCAUUGGAUUAAAGGCCAUCUGGCAUGCUUAUGUAAAGUUAUGAUGCACUAUGAUUUCAUUCAUUAAUGGAAUACUUGUUUACUA
Messenger RNA from Manihot esculenta (cassava), 2731 nucleotides. Its product is annotated as kinesin-like protein KIN-13B. Lineage: Eukaryota; Viridiplantae; Streptophyta; Magnoliopsida; Malpighiales; Euphorbiaceae. The transcript has 12 exons. Gene Ontology annotation, biological process: microtubule-based movement. The coding region runs from base 280 to 2415 and encodes 711 amino acids. Gene Ontology annotation, molecular function: microtubule binding; microtubule motor activity; ATP binding. The record is from RefSeq and is a predicted model, not a curated record.